AUGAGCUUAAUGGCGAAAUCGUUUUUAACAAUUAUAAAAAAAGUCUGCUUAUUGAUUAUUUUUUUCAAUGUCAUUUACCUUAUUAGUUCGUAUAUUUACUACGCCGGUGAAGGCUUUGGAGUUGAAAUUUUUAAUAAACAACAAGAAUUAAUUGAAUCACUUAAUAUAGACUUUGAUUCAAAUGAUCCAAAUGCAGAAAUUUCAACUACAAAUAUUGAUUAUCAAAAUCAAAUUGAAUUACUUUUACAAGAUGUUGCAAAUAACGCAAAUAAUGAAUAUUGGUUAACUAAUACUGAUCUCACUAAUACUGAAAUUGAGAUUAAUCCAAAUCACUUUCUUAAUGAAACUGAUUCAAUUGAGGCUUGGAAGAAUAAAAAUGAAAUUUUUUAUGAUCCAAGACUUACAAUGUCUCUUUACAUUAAUUAUUUGAAAAAUAAAUUCAUUGAAAAUAAUGAUUCAGAUAUGGCUGAUUUAGAAGUUCCCUUUGAUUGGAUAGAUUGGAUUGAUUUUAGUCUUUUCAAUAUUGAUUUAGCUAAACCAGUUAAAGAUCGUAAAAGUUGCCAUUGGAUUAAACAAUUUUCUGAGAUUCCAACUAAUGCUGAAAAUCAUGUUUUCCAAUGUAUUGAUAAUCAAGAAUUAUCUCCAAAUGCAAUUAAAAUAUUGGGUUUUGAUAGACAUGAACAAUUACCAGGUUUUAUUCAAACAGAUCAUGCUGAACAAAGGGCUACAAAUAGAAUAAGAGUAAGUCAGGGUAAAUCUUAUAUUUUAACUCAUAUGCCAAAUCCUUAUAAAUUGAUUUUUUUAAAUAAAGAAGGUGGAACUUACGAAGUUCAAAUUUCACAAGAAAGAAAUCGUAUUACUAAAUCUGGUUUAAUGAAUGAAUAUAUCUUAAAUAACUACCCUGAAGCAAAUCAGAAUAAAUUAACAAAUUAUUUAAAACAAUCUUUACUUAGUCCAAAAUUAAACUUAGACCCUACUAAAGAAUUCACUUCUUUAAAACAAAGAAUUAAACCCCUUCAUGUUUUUGAAUCUAAUAAUAUCGAUCAAAUAGAUCCAUUCAAUAUGUACAGAUCUUUGCAUAGUGAUGAUAUAAAUACUAAUAAAUCACUCCCAUUACCUCCUGAUGCUUUUAGAUAUUCUGAUUCUCUUAUUGAUCAACAAAUCACUUUAUAUAAAAGACUUGAAGGUCAAAGGAAACUUAGUGCAAAUGAACAAGGUUUUUUGGAAUCAUUAGAAUUAUCUAAAUAUUAUGAUACUUUUACUGAACCAACUUAUUUUAAACAAUCAACUUUGAUCCUUGGUAAAGAUCCAAAAAAUAGAGGUGAUGAUCGUGGUUACCAUUAUGAUUGGAGAUUUUUCAAUGGUGGCCUCAAUUAUCAGGUUAAAGGUUGGACUUCAAAAGAAUUAAAUACAAGAACCACUAUUAUUCUUGACCGUCUUUUAAGAAAUUGGUUCAGAUUUACUCAAGAAAAAGGAAUUGUUAGUUGGAUCAUGCAUGGUCCUUUAUUAUCUUGGUAUUGGAAUGCUAAUAUGUUCCCCUUUGAUAAUGAUCUUGAUGUACAAAUGCCAAUCAAAGAAUUAGUAAGAUUGGGUGAAUUAUAUAAUCAAACUUUGGUGGUGGAAGAUUUAAACGAAGGUUAUGGUAAGUUUUUAAUCGAUGUGGGAACUUAUGUCCAUAACCGUGAUAUCAGCCGUCAUGCAAAUCAUAUUGACGCUAGAUUUAUAGAUGUGGAUACUGGUAUCUAUAUCGAUAUCACUGGUUUAUCAAAUUCUGAUGCUCCUGUACCAGCAGAAUUUUAUAAUAGUGGAUUAUUUGAUAUUAAAAAAGAUUUCAAUGAAGAAAUCUACAAUGAUCGUCGUAAACAUUUUUAUAAAGUUGAUCAAUUAUCACCUUUAAGAUAUACUAUGUUAGGUGGUGUUCCGGUCCAUAUUCCUAAUAAAUUAUCCGAAAGAUUAAAGUUCGAAUAUCCAAAAGGUUUGACUAGACCAGAAUUUGCAAAUUGGUUCUUCGUACCUAAAUUAGGUUUGUGGUUAAGACAAGAUCAAUUAACUAAAGUGUUGGAUGAAAAUGAUUAUAGAAUUGUCGUUGGUGAAAACAAGGAAAUUAAAUUCGAUAACGAAAAGAUUAUCAACUUAGUAAUUGAUAUGACGGAUGAAGAAAUUUAUAAACUCUUAAAAACUGAUCAAGCUAUUUUAAGUGAAUAUUACCUUACCAGGGGAUACACCGAAUUCCACAAGAAGGAAAAUGAAUUCAUUUUCAAAAGAAUCCAUGACGAAGAAAAGAAAACUACAGAAGUUUUGGAUAAUGAUGAAUUAAUCACAAACCCUGAACUUGCUAAACAAUACAUGCAAUUCAUCAACUCAAAUGUCAAUUAUGGUAAACCUUUAAGAAAACCAUUAUUCUUAUAUGAAAAGAUUGAACAACCUAAGUAUCACGACGACAAUGAGUUAUUCUCUCCUUACGAUGAAGUUUUCAGGCAAGUUAGUAAGGAACCAAAACCAAAUUAG
This is a messenger RNA of Hyphopichia burtonii NRRL Y-1933, 2508 nucleotides long. RefSeq lists its product as uncharacterized. The coding region runs from base 1 to 2508 and encodes 835 amino acids. The record is from RefSeq and is a predicted model, not a curated record. The transcript has a single exon. Lineage: Eukaryota; Fungi; Ascomycota; Pichiomycetes; Serinales; Debaryomycetaceae.